Messenger RNA from Megachile rotundata (alfalfa leafcutting bee), 2424 nucleotides. It is a transcript of the gene Grip75, whose product is annotated as gamma-tubulin complex component 4. Gene Ontology annotation, molecular function: gamma-tubulin binding; microtubule minus-end binding. Gene Ontology annotation, cellular component: microtubule organizing center; spindle pole; gamma-tubulin complex. Gene Ontology annotation, biological process: meiotic cell cycle; spindle assembly; mitotic cell cycle. The record is from RefSeq and is a predicted model, not a curated record. Lineage: Eukaryota; Metazoa; Arthropoda; Insecta; Hymenoptera; Megachilidae.
GCAGAGUAAAUACCAAAUAAAAGCGUGUCACAAAAUGUGUACUUGAAAUAUGUAAAAUGAAAUGAAAUAUUUAACAAAUGUAAAAAAUGAUCAGGGAGAAAAAUUUAAACAUUUUCAGGUUAUUUAGGUUGCAUUCUAUGUAUUGCUCCUUUUAUAAUUUAAUAUAUUCUAAGGUGGAAGAGUAAUUUUUGUUUAAAUUAAAAAAUACUUGUACCAUGUUGCACGAAGUACUGUUAUCAUUAUGGGGAUGUUCAACUAAUGCUUUUCAAAUAUUAGAAAACAGUACUAUAGAUCUUGAAAAAUACUUACAUCCUGGAGAACGAGUGUUACUUAAAAAAAUAUUGGAUAUAGUUGAACAAUGUAAUAUUAUCAGGAACUUUAUUCAAGGAUGUACUGCAAUAGAUAUUUCAAAAUCCAGCGAGGAACUAAAAAAUGUGCCUCAUGGCUUAUAUUUACAAGCUCUUUGCGAAGGAAUGGAUCAUGCUUUAGAACCAUUUCGUGAUGAUAUUGUUGAUUUAGAAAAUGUAGUUCUUCAUGACAGUUAUACUCCAUUGUCAUUAAUUCUUUGUCGUGUUCAAAAAUAUGUAUGUCUAUUUUCUGUCUUAAAUUCUAUCAUACAAGAGAUUCGUACACAAAAAACACAUGGUUGUAAACUGCUACAAUGUUUGCAUCAGAAUAUGCAUACUGGCAUUCCUGAAGUAAAAUUAGCUUUAGAAAAGAUGGCUUAUUGUGUACAUGUUGUUUUUUAUAAACACUUAACAAGUUGGCUUUUAUAUGGUCAUUUAGAGGAUGUAUACAAUGAGUUUUUCAUUCAGAAAGUAUCAGAGAAUCAAAGUAGUUUAAUACUAGUAGAUAAUAAAAGUAAUUGUAUGGAAUCAAUGAACGCAAAAUUUAAUGCAGAUAUGUGGAAUUAUGAUAUUCAAAUAGACAUGCUUCCUUCUUAUAUUAGACCGUCUUUAGCAACUAAAAUUUUGACCAUUGGUCAAACUAUUAUAAUGUUUGGAAAUGAUCCAAGGCAAAAGAAAGACUUUUCAACAGUUGAUCAAAUAGAGAACCCUAUAUGGGGAGAUAAGGAAUAUGAAUAUUUUCUUAAAUUGCAAAAUCUUCAGAAGAAGUCUAUUUUUAAUAUUAUUGAAUUUGAACAUACAAUCGAUGAAUUAAAGCAAUGUAUUACAGAACUUUUGUGGCGAGUUGCUGUUGAAGAAGCACAGCUUGUGCAACAACUUAAACUAGUGAAAGACUUCUUUCUUAUAGGAAGGGGCGAUUUAUUUCUUGAAUUUAUUAGACUCACUGCACAUUUAUUAAAUAAGCCACCCACAAAUCACACAUCUAGAGAUAUCAAUCUAGCUUUUCAAAUAGCGUUAAGAAAGAUGCAUUUAAACGAUGAAAAUGCUAUGGAUAGCUUUAAUUUUAUAGUACCGGUUCCGUCAGAAGAGAACGAUGAUGAUGAAGUAGAAAGUACAGAAUUUACUGAGAAGGAGCGUGAAGAUCCUAUUGAAAGACGCGGAUGGGGUAUGAUUAUUUUAAAGUACAAAGUCGUGUGGCCAUUGCACUUAUUAUUUAAUCCAUCAUCUUUAAAUGAUUAUAAUACAUUAUUUCGAUUUUUGCUAAGAGUUAAAAAGACACAAAUUGAUUUAUGGAAUCUCUGGAGUGAACACAUGUAUUGUAAAAACAUUGAUAUUGGUGUGAUUCAGUUAAGAAACAAUUUAAUUUUUAUUAUUGACAAUUUACAAUAUUAUUUACAAGUAGAUGUAAUAGAAAGUCAGUAUACGAUAAUGGAAAUAAAUAUGAAGAAUACUCGAAAUUUUGAAGAUGUACAGAAAGCACAUUCUAUUUUUCUGGCUAAUGUUAUGUCACAAACAUUUUUAUUAGGAAAUUCUACAGAAAGAAAAAAUCCUGUAAAUAAAUUAAUCAAACUUUUACUACGACUCUGUGACGAUUUUAUCUUGCAAGCAUCAAUGUGGGAAGUAGGUAGUUUACUUUUGACAGAAAAACAAGAGCUUAAAACAUUAUCUGAUACUCUAGAGAGUUUAAUGGGAUGGCUAACUAAAACGUUAAAUAGAGUACGUGCACAACCAAGUGGAGAACAUUUAGCUCAGUUAUUAUUGAGGCUGGAUUUUAAUAGAUGGUUUAGCAAAAAAAUGUAAAAAUAAAAGUAAAUGCUUCACUUCAAUAGCAGUUGUUGGAAGGUAAUGCAAGAACGUACAGUGAUGGAUUUAUAACAUUUGAUUUGAAAAUUAUUUUGUUACUUGUAUUUAAACCAAAUUUAAUGUUUAUUAUAACUUAUGAUACCUAUUAAGAAUUGAAUUUAAUACUCGUACUUGAAGUUGAAAAAUACAAUUGCGUAAAUUUCAACUUAUUGCUUCAAUUGUUAAAAUACGAAUAUGAAUAAUAAUUUUAAUAAUAAUUCUGAAAAGAAAUGUA